AUGGUAGCCGGUUCUAGCUCCAGACCAGCCGUUGCAUUUUCCUCCGUCCCUGCGUACGAGCCACCUGUCCAACCUGUCGCCUCUCCUUCGUUCGCUGUUGAUCUCAACGGGAGUGUAGGCGACGAGGUCGGAGAAGGGGAAUAUCCGUGGACCUCUUUACAGUGUGUUGUACCGGCUGGGGUUGGAGAUGGAUUCUUGGAUGAUCCAGAGGACGAUGAUGUCGAGCCGGAUAUGAUUACUGAUGACAGUGGCGAUGAUGCUGGACCAAGUGAGCCUGCUGGGGCGGGCGGUAGUUCUAGCUCUGGCACGCAGCAGUACCCUCCACAUUUUUCCUCUUUGGACUUGGAUGCCAUGAGGCAGGAGGGGGUACCUGGGCAGCCGGCUGAAUUUGGCGCUAGAGAUGCUGAAGGGUCUGCAGGUCUGACAGAGUUUCAGGUUGGUCAGCAAUUUUCGGAUAAAGAAGAGGCCCUCUUAAGUGUCAAGACUUACAGCAUCCGUCGAGGGGUACAGUACAAGGUCGUGGAAUCUGACUAUCGCCUGGCUGAUGCAUCCGUCAGCAUCAAGGUGCUCCUAAAUGCCACCGCCACACACUUUGGGUUUAGGCCGACUUACAGGAGGGUCUGGUUGGCGAAGCAGAAGGCUGUUGCCCUCAUCUUUGGUGACUGGGAUGAGUCGUACAACGAACUCCCAAGGUGGGUGUUAGGAGUCCAGUUGACGAUGGCUGGUACUGUUGCAGUCCUAAAGACGAGCCCUGUUCGUGUCGGUGGACAGUUGGACGAGUCUCGAGCUUAUUUUCACAGACUAUUCUGGACGUUUCCACCGUGUAUCGAGGCAUUCCAUCAUUGCAAGCCCCUAAUUAGUAUUGACGGCACCCAUCUGUAUGGCAAGUAUGGGGGAACGUUGCUUGUCGCGAUUGCACAGGACGGGAACUCCAACAUACUCCCUGUUGCAUUCGCAUUAGUCGAGGGUGAGAAUGCUGAGUCGUGGUCCUUCUUUCUCUCCCACCUGCGUGAGCAUGUGACACCGCAGCCGGGUCUGCUGGUUAUCUCGGACAGGCAUAACAGCAUCAAGGCCGCGCUUGAGGCUCCUGACGGAGGCUGGUUACCUCUGUCUGCAUAUCGGGCAUUCUGCAUUCGACAUGUUGCGACAAAUUUUGCUCUCACCUUCAAGGGCAAAGACGCAAGGAGGCUACUUGUGAAUGCGGCGUACGCUAAGACCGAGGUUGAGUUCCAUUACUGGUUUGAUAUUCUUAUGUCCGAAGACCCGGCAAUGUGUGACUGGGCGAACCAGAUUGAGUAUUCGUUGUGGACACAGCAUUGUGAUGAGGGGCGUAGAUUCGGACACAUAACGACGAAUAUAUCUGAGUUUGUGAACUCGAUCCUCAAGGGUGUACAAAACCUUCCUGUGUGCUCGCUAGUGAAGGCAACAUACGGAAGAUUGGCCGAAUUAUUUGUUUGCAAAGGGAGAGAGGUUGAGGCGCAGAUGGGAACCGGACAACAAUUUAGUCAGCACUUGGUGAAGUGUAUAGAGGCCAACUUGAAGACGGCUAGGUGCUUCACGGUUACUGUGUACGACAGAGAUAACUCCGAGUUCACCGUCGCAAAGACAACUCCGACUGGUUCUUUCUCACUAGGUAGCUACAGAGUCUCGCUUGCAUCUCAGACAUGUGACUGUGGAUACUUCCAGGCACUUCAUUUCCCGUGUCCCCACGCACUGGCAUGCUGUGCCUACUCACGGCUUACAUGA
Molecule: messenger RNA, 1746 nt
Organism: Arachis stenosperma
Lineage: Eukaryota; Viridiplantae; Streptophyta; Magnoliopsida; Fabales; Fabaceae
Exons: 2
Coding region: 1-1746 (581 amino acids)
Molecular function (GO): zinc ion binding
Source: RefSeq, a predicted model, not a curated record